This is a messenger RNA of Aspergillus pseudonomiae, 1515 nucleotides long. RefSeq names its product class II aldolase/adducin domain protein. Bases 335 to 1306 code for a protein of 323 amino acids. The record is from RefSeq and is a predicted model, not a curated record. The transcript is spliced from 4 exons. Gene Ontology annotation, molecular function: actin filament binding. Lineage: Eukaryota; Fungi; Ascomycota; Eurotiomycetes; Eurotiales; Aspergillaceae. Gene Ontology annotation, cellular component: cytoskeleton.
UAUUUACUACUACUGAAUAGUAUCAAAUCUACCCAAUCGUGACCCAAGGAAGACAGAAAAUGCGCCUUCCAUGAACAUCCGUCUUGUCGGGCAAAAGUCCGUACGGUCGGCGAUAUGCGCCUAUGGCAAUCGCUCUGAAUUGGCGUUUCCGGUCAAUCAAAACCAAACGAUUUGAGGUCCAUUUAUCUGGAUGUGGGGGCACCACAUUCCACCUCAACUGAUAAGACUUGAAGGUGGAGAUAAAUAUCUCCAGCAUUGUCGCGACUGGAGAUUCCAGUAGUUACUCUAUCAACUUUGACUUUGUUUUUCCCAUAGAAAAGGUAUCUAAGCAAAUAUGUCAACUUCAACGGCAACCGAAACUACUACCCAACAGAAGGUAGUCGUUUCCACUGCAGACUACAGUAACAUGAAUGUGAAGCCUGCGGUCGAGGAUGCCGUUUUCCAAGCAACUGCCCGUGGCGACCGUAAUGGAACGCUUAAAUUACCAGGAAUUCCAGUAUUCACAGACCUCUACGAGAAACGUAAAUGGAUGAAAGAGCACAUGGCGGCCGCGUUCCGUUUCUUCGGAAAGCAUGGACACGGCGAAGGUAUCUCUGGACACAUCUCCAUGAGAGAUCCUGUUUUGAAAGACCAUUUCUGGAUGAACCCCUACGCCAAACAUUUCUCUGCCAUGAAAGCCUCCGAUCUCGUCCUUGUCGACCAGGAUGGCUAUGUGACCGAAGGAGGCAAUCAGGCCCUCAUCAACGAGGCUGGAUUCAUGAUCCAUUCAGAGAUCCAUAAGGCCAGACCGGACGUUGUUGCUGCUGCGCAUACGCACGGGGUUUAUGGAAAGACGUGGAGCGCAUUUGGGAAGGGAAUCGAGAUGAUCACCCAAGACGCGUGUAACUUCUAUGGUAGACUAGGUGUCUAUAUUGACCAUGGUGGAAUUGCAUUGGCUCAGGAAGAGGGGCAGCAGAUUGCGAAGGCUUUAGGGCAGGACAACAUGGCAUGCAUUUUGCAAAACCAUGGGUAUCACCUGCUUCUGGUCCCCGUUUUGUUGUACAAUUCAGCUGACGAUGUACGCAGUUUGUUAACCGUAGGUCGAACAGUAGAUGAAGCAGCCUUCCUUCUUUCCAGUUUGGACCACGCGUGUCAUUCGCAGCUGAUGGCUGAAGCGGCCGCUGCCAAUGGGGUACCGAAGGUCAUCAAUGAUGAAGUGGCUCAGUAUACGGCCAAUGCGGUACAGACUCCGCAUCAUUUUUAUACUGAAUUCCAACCUGAGUUCGACCUCAUUGUGGAGGAGACCAAUGGGCGGGUUCUUCUGUGAUGGGGAGAGAUAUGAUAUAGCGAUGAGCAACACCCUCUAAAUAACUACUUGAGGCUACGAGCCUAUUCUUAAGAAAGUCCUUUAGAUUACUCCAGAGAGAUUGAGGCUGAAACGGCCCCCAUCACUAGCCUCUGGCCCCUACCCUAGGACCCAUUAUUUCCCCAGGGCCAGCGCUAUUUUCGCCCAUUCUCUCAACGAUCAUGAUUAUC